UCAAAGCGUCGCCGUAUCAAAGCCAUUCGUUCUGCUUUAUACUACCCAAACCAUACCAGGUAGCCUCAAUCCAAUCUACGAUCAAUUCAUGGCGUCGGAGCCUCUUCGCACCACCACGACCGCCGCCGAAAAAGAGAAACGGCACCGUUCCAUCUUCGAACUCCCGGCCAACUUCUUCGACUCCUGCGCCCUCCUCACUUCUUCUGGCCUCUCAGUUGCUUCAACUUUCGAGACCUCUAACAACAGCAACAACUCCGCCCUCGAAACCCUAGACGAGUCUGUGUCCGAUAGCACCGAUCAAGACCGCUCCCUAAACGCCGCCGUAUCGACUCGGUGGACCUGCAACACUUGCAAGGCUGAGUUCGAGUCCCUCCAAGAGCAGCGAUUUCACUUCAAAUCCGAUAUUCACCGAUUCAAUGUGAAGCUAAGCCUUGCUGGAAAGAAUAUUGUGAAGGAGGAGGACUUUGAUGAGUUAACGUCUGAUUCUUUUAAAGACUUUGAUGUCUCGAGUAUAUCGGGAUCAGAGGAUGAUGAACCUGAAAAAGUUGGCCCUUUCAAGCUUUCAAGGGCAACUGCUAGGCAGAAAUUACUCAUCCACCUUCAGACGGGAGAAAGAAUUUCGAUUUGGAAGUGUUUGAUUACAAAUGAAUCUGGACCUGAAGGUAAUUUGUCAUGUGAUGAAUUGUUGGGGAGAUUGAACACGGUGGUUCAUGAGCCUAGAGAUAAUACCUGUUUUAGAGUUGUGCUGCUUGCAAGUGGUGGGCACUUUGCUGGUUGUGUGUUUGAUGGUAGCAAAAUUGUAGCUCACAAGACUUUCCACAGGUAUGUCGUAAGGGCCAAGUCUGGAAAAAAACAGUCAUCCAAUGAUGCAUCUGGAAGGUUUGCUCAUUCCGCUGGAGCUUCUCUUCGUCGCCAUAAUGAACUUGCAUUGAAAAAGGAUAUUCAAGAGCUACUUGCUGCAUGGAAGCCUUAUUUUGAUGCUUCGUCUUGCGUUUUUGUUUAUGCUCCUUCUAGUAAUCAUCAGCUGCUAUCUAAUAGGGAGACACCAUAUUUUAGUCAUCAGAAAGUCCGAAAUAUUCCAAUCCCUAUUCGGAGACCUACUAUGAAGGAAGCUCGGCGUAUAUAUGACCAGUUGACACAAGUCUCUUAUGAACAAGAGGAGAAUGAAGCUCCUUUAGUUACCAAAAAUGAAUUGCCGUCUAGUUCAGGAAUUGAAAAUGAUAUCAUCUCAAGCAUGGAGAAAGUCAACAUUGUUGAGCCUUUUGUUGAGCCUAGUACAGAAGCUUGCUCAAGUUCUAGAGAGUCCAAUGAACUCCCUAUAUCAAGUGAGAGUAGUAAUGAGGUUAAAGGUUCGUCAACACCUUUGCAUGAGGCAGCACAGUCUGGGAAUGCUCUCAAGGUUUUGGAACUCUUGGAACAGGGUCUGGAUCCUUGUGCCAGAGAUGAAAGGGGACAGACUCCAUACACGGUAGCAAACGAAAAGGAGGUCAGAAACACAUUUAGACGGUUCAUGGCCUCAAAUCUAGAUAAGUGGGACUGGAAUGCUGCUAAGGUACCUAGUGCAUUGACAAAGGAGAUGGAGGAAUCUCAAGCUGCUAAGCAGGCUGAAAAAGAAGCGAAAAGGAAAGCUAAAGCAAAAGAAUUGAAGAAACUACGCAAAGAAAAAGAAAAGAAAGCUCAGGCUGAGGCUGCUGCUUCCAAGAAUACUUCGACCAUUACAAAGUCCUCCUCAUCAUCUCAGCCCAGUCGUGCAUCACAGAUCUCUAAAGAGGAGGAACUGAAAAGGGCCCUGGUAGCCGAGAGGGAAAAACGAGCAGCCGCAGCCGAGCGGAGAAUGGCUGCAGCUGCAGCCCUUAGUGCUCAAGGAUCUGAAGGUGGCGAUGGUGGCUGUGGCUAUGGUCCAAGUGAUGCUAAUGGCGGUGGUACCAGGGAUGGUGGGGGUGGUGGUGGUUUUAGUGGCAAGUUAGUGAUGGUAAUUGUGGUGGUCACAACAAUAGCUCUCGAGUGGUGGCAGUGGCGACGCAGACGACAAAGAUGAUAAUGGGGGCAAGGACAAUGGUAGUGGCAGGGGUUGGUGGUGAUGGCUUUAGGUAUUUUGGCUAUUAUCAUCAAAUUUUGGAAAUAACGGGGGCAAGGACAAUGGUAGUGGCAGGGGUUGGUGGUGAUGGCUUUAGGGAUUUUGGCUUUUAUCAUCAAAUUUUGGAAAUAAUAUUUAGUUCGAACGCGAGCAUUUUUCCCAAGCCGGAAUUUCAGUUUCGGUUUUAUACAAGCCCAUCCAAUUAGUUUUCACCAUUUUAUAAAUUCUGGCUUCCGGCUAAAGUCCACACGAAGUUUGAAACAACCAACAUUACAAUUCAUGCAAAUGUGGUCAUCCUAGGUUGUGGUCUGAUAGUCACUUUUAUCAGCGGGGCUCUACUAACCUGAGAAUUUCGAGAUAUAUUCAGCACACAGCUUCAUUAAAGCGUACAAAUUAAGUUUAGAUCAAGUUUACCACAUCCGAUAUAGGUUUCGCUCAAAAUAAAUUACAUAUGCAGGAUACCACAUUUCUUUUACUCAUCUUGGUUAUUAAUUCUUAUUUUACCCUAAGAUUAUCAAAACACAAAAGAUUGAAAGAAAAAUCUUUCACCCUCUACUCCCUUCCCCUCAUGGAUUGGCCAGCGCCACUAAUGUAGCCCCAUGAGCUGGCCAUGGCACUGUGUGGUUGCUGCUCUUUGCUUUUGGCUGAUAAGUCGUGCAGGUUUUAUGGGUCUCUGUGUUUAAUGUAAAGAAAUAAAGCAGAUCCUGGAGAAG
Messenger RNA from Rosa chinensis, 2790 nucleotides. RefSeq names its product ankyrin repeat and zinc finger domain-containing protein 1. The transcript is spliced from 8 exons. NCBI's taxonomy places the organism in Eukaryota, Viridiplantae, Streptophyta, Magnoliopsida, Rosales, Rosaceae. Gene Ontology annotation, molecular function: protein binding. The coding region runs from base 89 to 2038 and encodes 649 amino acids. The record is from RefSeq and is a predicted model, not a curated record.